GAAAUAAUGGAUGGAGGAAAAAAAUUUAUUAUUAUUGUUAAACUACUUACGUGGACAUAGAAAAUCAACGGCUUCGUCUCCUAUCCAUAAACUGGAUGGGAUUUCUUAUCCUAAACUCUGUCUCUGUCUCUCUCAAAAUUGCAGGCUGCCAACAACUCUCCAUUGAAAAAUUCAGUCCCCUCUGUACCCCUUGCUCUCCAUUAGCAAACCAUCUCCAUGGAGAGUAGUCUCUUUGCUAAUCAAUGUCUUUCUCGUCUCAAACUUUCUCCCAAUCUCAAAAUCCCUUCUUCUCCUUUCUUUUCCCAUCAAUUUCCAAACCUCAAAACACCCCAUGUCAAUUAUAAGCCCUCCUUUACUCUCUUUGCCAUCCAAAAUCAAGAAACACAGAACCCGCUUCAAGAAAACACCACCACCACUAACGCUGCCCAAGAUGACGAGUCCUUCGGCGAAGUUAGCAAGAUUAUUGGCAGCAGAGCCCUCCAAGGCGGCACCGGCAUGGAGUACUUGAUAGAAUGGAAAGAUGGCCAUGCACCUUCAUGGGUACCAUUUGAUUACAUUGCCAAAGAUGUGGUCGCCGAGUAUGAAACUCCAUGGUGGACCGCAGCUAAAAAAGCCGACGAGCCUGCUCUCAGCCGAAUUCUCAACGCUGAUGAUGGACGUGAUGUCGAUGCUGUCGACAGUUACGGCCGUACCGCUUUACUUUUCGUAUCCGGUCUCGGCUCCGAAGCUUGUGUUAAGCUCCUAGCCGAAGCUGGGGCGAAUUUGAACCACCGCGACAACAGUGGCGGCUUAACGGCUCUUCACAUGGCUUCCGGAUACGUGCAGCCGGGUGUGGUUAAGUUGCUAAUCGAUCUCGGGGCGGAUCCUGAAGUGCAAGACGAUCGAGGAUUGACACCGUUGGAAUUGGCUAAAGAAAUUCUGAAAGUGACUCCAAAAGGCAACCCAGUGCAAUUUGCAAGAAGAUUGGGGCUAGAAAAUGUAAUAAAAAUUCUAGACGAGGAAAUAUUCGAGUACGCGGAGGUGCAGGAGAUAUUGGAGAGGAGAGGGAAGGGCGAUAAGGUGGAGUAUUUGGUCAAAUGGAAGGACGGUAGUAAUAAUGAGUGGGUGAAAGGCCAGUUUAUCGGCGAGGAUUUAGUGAAGGAUUUUGAGGGAGGACUAGAGUAUGCUGUAGCAGAGGGAGUGAUGGGUAAGAGAGUUGGCGAUGAUGGGAAGAAUGAGUAUCUUGUAAAGUGGACGGAUAUUGAUGAGGCCACGUGGGAGCCGGAAGAGAAUGUAGAUCCUGAUUUGAUCAAGGAGUAUGCUGAGGCCCAGUUAAGCAAGGAUGGGAAUGGAUCUCCUUGAUUCCUAAGGUGUAAUUUUUAAGAUUGAAAAUUUUCAAUGAAACGAAUGGAAUUGUUUCUUGAAUUCUA
Molecule: messenger RNA, 1409 nt
Organism: Hevea brasiliensis (rubber tree)
Lineage: Eukaryota; Viridiplantae; Streptophyta; Magnoliopsida; Malpighiales; Euphorbiaceae
Product: signal recognition particle 43 kDa protein, chloroplastic-like
Exons: 1
Coding region: 217-1341 (374 amino acids)
Molecular function (GO): protein binding
Source: RefSeq, a predicted model, not a curated record